UCUCCACCACUUUCAAGGCAAGCUUUUACCUUCUUCUGAAUUGAAGUAUAGCUUUGCUCCCAUGAUGUCCAAAAUCAUCAGCAUUCUUCUUUUCUCUGUCUUUCUUUCUUUACAGUACUUGAAGCCUUCAGCUGCACAAACUUGGAUCAGAGCAGGUUACUGGUACUACGGCAGCGGUUCUUUGUUACCCAUUUCAGACAUAAACUCAGCCCUCUUCACUCACCUUAUUUGCGCUUUUGCUGAUGUAAACCCUUCGUCCUCCGAGCUCUCUAUCCCAUACUCUGCUCAGCCAUACUUCUCCACCUUCACCAACACCGUUAAACAAAAGAACCCAUCAAUCACCACCCUCCUUUCUAUUGGGGGCUCAAGCGCAAACCACACAGUCCUUUCAUCGAUGGUCAGCAACGCUUCCUCUAGAAAAUCAUUCAUCGACUCUUCAAUGAAAAUGGCAAGGCUUUAUGGCUUCCAGGGCUUUGACUUCAAUUGGGAUUCAGCAAACACAAGCUCCAACAUGGCCCAUAUGGGGAUACUCUUUCAGGAGUGGCGAGCCGCCGUGGAUUCUGAGGCAAAACAAUCUAACCAGACACAAUUGAUCUUAACUGCAGCAGUUAGAAACACACCAGAUAUAUAUUUGGGCAACGCUUCUUUCCCUGUGGAUUCCAUAAGGGAUAACUUGGAUUGGAUUCAUGUCAUGGCUUAUGGCUACUAUACGCCUCAGCAGUCAAACGUUACAGGUGCUCUUGCAGCCUUAUUUGACCCAAUCACCAAUGCAAGCACGGAUUAUGGUAUUCGUAUAUGGAUUGAUAGGGGCAUGUCUGCUGGAAAAUUGGUCUUGGCCUUGCCUUUCCAUGGCUAUGCGUGGACAUUAAAGAAUCCCAAAGAAAAUGUUAUUGGUUCACCGGCUACGGGUCCAGCCAUUACACCUGAUGGGAUGAUGAGCUAUAAGGAUAUCAAGGCUUACAUUCAGACAAAUGGGGCUGUUGUAAUAUACAAUCCUACAUAUGUGGUGAAAUCCUGCAAAGUUGGAUCGGUCUGGAUCUGCUUUGAUGAUGCUGAGGUUGUCAAAAAUAAGGUUGCUUAUGCCAAGCAGAAGAAACUACUUGGUUACGUUGCGUGGCAACUCCCUUAUGAUGACAAUUCGGAGCUUUCUCUAGCAGCAGCUCAGGAGGAAGGAAAUAAUAUUAAUGGAAAACACAAGAGGCGAUUAUUAGUGAUUGUUUUGACUACAACUGCUACCGUUGUUCUCCUACUGGGGCUUGUCGUCUGUUACUUACGGAGGAGAAUGUUCAAAUUGAAAGGAAUGAUUGUUACAUCUAAAGGAUCGGAGUCCAAAAUUAAUCAUAUGGCAGCUGCAGGAAAUUUUAAUGGCAAUGUUCCUAAUAUGCAAGUUUUUAAUUUAGUUGAGAUUGAGGCAGCUACAGAUAGACUUUCAAUUGAAAAUAAACUUGGAGAGGGAGGUUAUGGUCCCGUUUACAAGGGUGUAUUACCAAAUGGACAAGAAAUAGCAGUUAAAAAGCUUUCAAAAACAUCUGUGCAAGGGUUUGAGGAGUUUCAGAAUGAGGUUAUACUUACUGCAAAACUGCAACAUGUAAAUCUUGUGCGACUUUUGGGAUACUGCAUUGAGAGGGAUGAAAAAAUGCUGAUCUACGAGUACAUGCCAAACAAAAGCUUGGACUUCUACCUCUUUGACCCUAUGAGACGGUUUCUAUUGGAUUGGAGGAAACGCAUUGACAUCAUUGAAGGGGUUACACAAGGGCUUCUGUAUCUCCAAGAAUACUCAAGAAUGACAAUUAUUCACCGAGACUUGAAAGCUAGCAACAUUUUAUUAGAUGACGAGAUGAAACCCAAGAUCUCAGACUUUGGUAUGGCUAGAAUUUUUAAGAGAAAUGAUCGUGAAGCAAACACAGAUCGGAUUGUUGGAACAUAUGGUUAUAUUCCUCCGGAGUAUGUUAGAGAUGGUGUGUACUCCAUCAAAUCUGAUGUUUAUAGUUUUGGAGUUCUACUUCUACAAAUCAUUAGUGGCAAGAAGACUGCACGUUAUUAUGGUUUGGAUGAGAGCCUAAACAUGCUAGAAUAUGCGUAUGAGCUGUGGAAAGAAGGCAAAGGCAUGAAAUUUAUGGAUUCUACUCUGGAUGAUACACUUUCAUCGUGCAAAUUAAUUAGAUGCAUCCAAAUAGCUCUUUUAUGCGUCCAGGAAAAUGCUAAUGACAGGCCAUCUAUGUUAGAAGUUUCAUCAAUGCUUAAAAAUGAAACUGCAGCUCUAACAGCUCCAAAAAAGCCAGCUUUCUCAAGGAAAACAGAUGAAGAGGUGGAAACUAAAUCCACAUUGCAGCCAGAAAUUUGUUCUGAUAAUGACGCAACAAUCUCUGAACUGGUAGCACGAUGAGUAUGGAGGUCUUGGGAAAUAUAUAUUUAACGCCCAGAUUCCGGAUUCCACAAUGGGCACACUAAAGCAUAUUUUUCUUUUUAUUAAAACUUUCAUGAGUAUUUAAAAAUUCUCACAGGUUAACUAGGACAUUAUAUUCAUUAGAAUGUUUUAUAAAUCAGUAAAUCACCA
Messenger RNA from Corylus avellana, 2557 nucleotides. RefSeq names its product class V chitinase. Gene Ontology annotation, cellular component: plasma membrane. Gene Ontology annotation, molecular function: ATP binding; protein serine/threonine kinase activity; chitin binding. Gene Ontology annotation, biological process: carbohydrate metabolic process; protein phosphorylation. NCBI's taxonomy places the organism in Eukaryota, Viridiplantae, Streptophyta, Magnoliopsida, Fagales, Betulaceae. The record is from RefSeq and is a predicted model, not a curated record.